AUGCUGACAACGAGCAGGGAGGCUUUCAACGACAUCUACCUAAAUCUUUCCCGAAAGUCAGGCGCGACUCGAUUCUCCGAGUCUGGCUUUGGUUGGAAGCCUGCAAAUGGCGAAACAUACACAUGCGAUCAGUCACAGAUUCUCCAGGCGCAGUGGAGCCGUGCAGCGCGCGGCUAUGAGAUCAAGAUUCUUUCGCGCAGCGAUGGCGUAAUCCAGCUCGACGGUUUCAAGCAAGAGGAUUUCGAUCGUGCGGCGAAGCUCUUCAAGGUCUGGUACGGCAUCAAUCUUGACAACCGAGAACACGCUCUCCGUGGCUGGAACUGGGGCAAAGCUGAGUUCGGAAAGGCUGAGCUCACAUUCAAUGUCGCAAACCGCCCUGCAUUCGAGGUACCCUACACCGAAGUAUCGAACACCAACUUGGCUGGCAAGAACGAGGUUGCAGUCGACUUCUCACUGCCCGCUGAUGGAGAUUCUGGCGCAAAUGGCAGUCUUGGGGGCGCUCGGUUUCGCGGAAAGAAGUCGGCUGGAGCACGCGAUCAGCUGGUUGAGAUGCGCUUCUACAUUCCCGGUGUCACUUCGAAGAAGGAGAAGAACGAGGACGGUGAAGACAUCUCUGGCGCAGAAGAUGGCGAGGAGACGAACGCUGCCAACUUGUUCUAUGAGACGCUUAUGGACAAGGCCGAGAUUGGCGAGGUCGCCGGUGACACAUUCGCCACGUUCCUGGAUAUCCUUCACUUAACACCUCGAGGUCGUUUCGAUAUUGAUAUGUACGAAACCUCGUUCAGAUUGCGCGGAAAGACAUACGACUACAAGAUUCAAUUCGACUCGGUCAAGAAGUUCAUGGUACUACCAAAGCCCGACGACAUGCACACGUUGAUCACAAUAGGAUUGGAUCCACCUCUGAGGCAAGGUCAGACACGCUAUCCAUUCUUGGUCAUGCAGUUCAAGCGUGAUGAGGAGGUUAACCUCGACCUGAACAUGAAGGAGGAUCUGCUGGAAGCAAAAUACAAAGACAAGCUGCAGUCACACUACGAGGCACCCAUUGCAGUAGUGGUGUCUGACAUUUUCCGAGGACUCAGUGGGAAACGUGUCACAAGGCCGUCGCGUGACUUCAUCAGUCAUCACGAGCAGUCUGGUGUCAAAUGCUCAAUCAAGGCCAACGAGGGUCACUUAUACUGCCUGGACAAGGCCUUCAUGUUCAUUCCCAAGCCGGCAACCUACAUUGCCAUGGAUAACAUUGCGUCCGUCACAAUGUCCCGUGUUGGUGGUGCCAUGGCAGCGAGUCGAACAUUUGACAUCACCUUCACGAUGAAGGGAGGAAUGGCAGAGCACCAGUUCUCCAACAUCAACCGUGAGGAGCAACAGCCGCUUGAGAACUUUUUCCGUGCUAAAGGUAUCAAGACUGUGAAUGAGAUGGACGACGACUCAGGAGCAAUUCUUGCAGCCGCUCUCCAAGACGACGACCUUGCCUCUAGUGAUGAUGGAGGUGUUGCAAAUCGCGGUAGUGCCGACGAGGAUGACGAGAGCGUUGAUGAAGAUUUCCAGACCGAGUCUGAAUCUGAAGUUGGAGAAGAAUUCGAUUCCGAUCACGACAGUGGUUCCGGUGAUAGCGAUGCAGAAAUGGAGGACGCCAGCGACGCAGGGAAUGAUGCGCAACGACCGAAAAAGAAACAGAAGACCUCGAACUGA
Messenger RNA from Didymella exigua CBS 183.55, 1689 nucleotides. RefSeq names its product SSrecog-domain-containing protein. NCBI's taxonomy places the organism in Eukaryota, Fungi, Ascomycota, Dothideomycetes, Pleosporales, Didymellaceae. Gene Ontology annotation, molecular function: DNA binding; nucleosome binding; histone binding. The record is from RefSeq and is a predicted model, not a curated record. The coding region runs from base 1 to 1689 and encodes 562 amino acids. Gene Ontology annotation, cellular component: nucleus; FACT complex. The transcript has 4 exons.